AUGAGUUUCACCCCUUCGUCCAAUCUUUCGCUUUCGAAUGCACCAACGGUUUCUGUUUGUCUUGUCGGAAACUCAACUGUUGGCAAGACGAGUUUAAUUAUUAAAUUCAGAACGAGUGAAUUUAAUGAAGAAUAUGUACCCAGGCAAUAUACAGGAAGUUAUGUGGUGUAUAAAUAUGAUGGAUACAGUAUUAAAUUAUUAUUCUAUGAUACGAUUGGAUUGGAUGAUUUUGAACAUGUUAAUUCACAAUUCGAAAAGGUUGCGGAUAUUUACUUGUUGUGUUUUGCACUCGAUGAUCGUCAAAGUUUCCUCGAUUUGGUAAAAUAUAUUCGACAAUUAAAUUCCAUUAAAGGAUUACCAUUAAAUGAGAAGGUAGUUUUCCUGGUAGGAACAAAAUCAGAUAGUUUCGAAUGUGAAAAUUCAAAAUCAGUCAGUGGAAAUGAUUUGAAAAGUAUUCAAAGAGAUGUCAAGAGAAAAAUAAGUUAUCCCUUAAUUUCUGGAUAUAUCGAAUGUAGUUCCAAAGAUGGAACUAACAUUAAUCAAAUUUUUACUGAAGUUUUAAAGAUUUAUUACAAGAGAAUGAAGAUUGAGAAACUUGGAAAGGAUGAAAACUGUCUCCUAAUGUAA
Naegleria gruberi is the source of this 627-nucleotide messenger RNA. Its product is annotated as small GTPase. The transcript has 3 exons. Lineage: Eukaryota; Heterolobosea; Eutetramitea; Acrasida; Naegleriidae. Gene Ontology annotation, biological process: signal transduction. Bases 1 to 627 code for a protein of 208 amino acids. The record is from RefSeq and is a predicted model, not a curated record. Gene Ontology annotation, cellular component: plasma membrane. Gene Ontology annotation, molecular function: GTPase activity; GDP binding; GTP binding.